Elgaria multicarinata webbii is the source of this 2352-nucleotide messenger RNA. RefSeq names its product PDZ and LIM domain 4 (gene PDLIM4). Gene Ontology annotation, biological process: heart development; muscle structure development; actin cytoskeleton organization. The transcript is spliced from 7 exons. The record is from RefSeq and is a predicted model, not a curated record. Bases 209 to 1198 code for a protein of 329 amino acids. Lineage: Eukaryota; Metazoa; Chordata; Lepidosauria; Squamata; Anguidae. Gene Ontology annotation, cellular component: Z disc; stress fiber; filamentous actin. Gene Ontology annotation, molecular function: muscle alpha-actinin binding; actin binding.
UCCUCCUCUCCCCAGUGUGGAGAAACAGAGAGACGUCAGGCCGGACCGGAGAUUAGCAGGCGCUUUAAGUGGAUUAGAAAGCGGCAGAGCCUGAGAGAAGCGGGCGGAGCAGGCGCCGCUUCUCUCCUUCGGCUUCAGCCUGGUUGCCGGCGCUCGCUCGCUCGCUCGCUCUCUUUCUUUCUCUCUUGCUGGACUGAAGUGCCCCGCCAUGCCCCAGACAGUGGCUUUGAAUGGCCCUUCGCCGUGGGGCUUCCGGCUGGUCGGAGGCAAAGAUUUCAGCACCCCGCUGACCAUUUCCAGGAUUAAUCCUGGAAGUAAAGCUGCUCUUGCCAACCUUUGUCCAGGUGAUGUCAUCCUGUCAAUUAAUGGUGAGAGCACAGAAAACAUGACACAUCUAGAAGCACAAAACAAGAUCAAAGCUUGUCUGGAUCAGCUGACACUGUCUGUGAACAGGGCAGAAAGCAAGGUUUGGUCCCCUAACGUUUUAGAAGAUGGAAGAGCACAAGCUUAUCGGGUCAAUGUAGAACCAGAAGCACAGGAUAAUGGGUCUGUUCCAAACAGACGACAAGCAACCUUUUCUCCUGGAGGAAGUCCAACAGACAACAAGCAGAUAUCAAACCUGCAGUACAAUAACCCUACACGACUGUAUGCAAACAAUGCAGACUCCAGUUUACCUUCACAAAUGAGUGGCCUCCAUAUCACAACUUCCCCAAGUGCUGACCCUUCAAGGUCCCUACCAAGAAACAGAAACGGAAUUGAUAUGGACUCAGAUGUGUACAAAAUGCUGCAGGAUUAUGAAAAGCCAGUUUCAGAACCUAAACAGUCAGGAUCCUUCCGAUACCUACAGGGCAUGUUGGAAGCUGGAGAGAAUGGUGAAAAACAUGACCGACUGGCUAGUCCAAGACAUGUUAAAUCUCCAGUAUCGAAACUGGGUGGGGCCAUGUCUGGCUUACAGAUGCUUCCUGAGUGCACCAGAUGUGGCAAUGGAAUUGUUGGCACAAUAGUGAAAGCCCGUGACAAGCUCUACCAUCCGGAAUGUUUCAUGUGUGAUGACUGCGGCCUCAACCUGAAGCAAAGGGGCUACUUCUUCAUUGAGGAACAGCUGUACUGUGAAACGCAUGCCAAGGAAAGGGUUAAGCCACCAGAAGGAUAUGAUGUGGUAGCUGUUUAUCCCAAUGCUAAAGUUGAACUUGUCUAAAUAGAUACUCUUAUUUCCCGGAGAGGUCAAAAGGUGGCACACCCACCCACAGGCACAGGCUCUGUUUUAAUGUAUGGCUGUAAUCAAGCUCCGAUUACUCCAGUCUCAGUAAAAUGCCUUUUCAGAGAUAAAACAGUUUACACUUGGGAUCUCAAGGGGAUAGUGCUGAAAGCCUCUGAAAAGGGUUUUUUUUCCCUUUUGACACUUCGCUUUUGAGUUGCUGUGUUGCUGUUUGGGUUUGGGGUGGGGUGGGUGGAUUUGGUUGUUGUUCUUUAGGGUGGUUUUUUGUUUUUUACUGCAGAUAGUUUUGGUCGGAGCCCAAUCCAAAAUCUGUGUAAAUAUGGAUACUUUUUAAAAGCAUAGUUUCAUAUUAAAUCAGUAUUCUUUUAUUCCGUUUCAUUUUAAAAUAUAAAGAGGACAGUUUAAAAGCUCAAAGGAAAUAAGGCACUUUAAGGAAAUGAAAAUGACAUUUUAAAGCAUUGCAUUAUCUUUUUUCUUUUGUCAGUAACACAAGUAUGCCAUUGCUUUGUGGCUUUCGGGUGAUAGAACGUGGAGACCACAUUUAAUGUAAUUUUAAAUAUAUAUCUGGAUAGAGGAUUUUUUACAGUAAACCUGGGGAAAUGACUCCUAAAGACUCAAGUAAAUCCUUUUUUUAAAAAAAAUGUUGUUUCUAAAAUUGCUGCCUUUUUGAUACAUUUCUAUAUACUGCUUAGGAAAAUGAUGCCCUACUUGCAGUUUUCAAACACUAUUAUAUAGUCCUUCUAAGAAUGUUCAUGAACAUUUUUUGUCAUUCUGGUGAUGUAUGGCAGCAGCAGCAGCAGCAGCUGAAGCUGUGCACUGGGGUUCAUUCCCCAACACUGCCCUUCUUGCUGUCCUAAAGAAAACAUUAUUGGAAGCCCCAUGGAUGUUCGGUCACCAGUUAGCUGAUAAUACUAAGGAGACUGAUGAUGAUACAGAACCUGUUAUGUAUCUUGGGUCUUUCCAGGGCAUGUAAUGCAUACACUUGUGUUAAGAUCAAGAGGUUCCUAAUAUAAAUUCCAAUGGGGCAGAGAAGGGAUAGCUUAGAAUACUGUAAGUAUGUAAACCACUGAUGUGCCCCGAAUGUAUACUUACUGCAAAGAAUCUGGUAUAUUACAGAAUCCUUUCAUACAUUA